Messenger RNA from Ficedula albicollis (Collared flycatcher), 567 nucleotides. Its product is annotated as carbonyl reductase [NADPH] 1-like. The record is from RefSeq and is a predicted model, not a curated record. Gene Ontology annotation, molecular function: carbonyl reductase (NADPH) activity. NCBI's taxonomy places the organism in Eukaryota, Metazoa, Chordata, Aves, Passeriformes, Muscicapidae. The transcript has a single exon. Bases 1 to 546 code for a protein of 181 amino acids.
AUGAUCUUUAAGGUCCCUUCUAGUGCAAAUUAUCCUAAUGAUGAUUCUCAUGACUGUAAUUGCUUUCCAAACAGCCGUUUUGUGAGUGUGGCUGAACUUUUCUUUGCUGUUAGCAGUUCCUGUGACAUUGACACGCCUUCCGAGGGGACAAUGUCCAACGUGCCGGUGGCCGUGGUGACAGGCUCCAACAAAGGGAUCGGCUUGGCCAUCGUGCGAGCCCUGUGCAAACAGUUCCCGGGGGAUGUGUACCUGACAUCCCGGGAUCCCCAGCGAGGCCAGGCUGCCGUGGCACAGCUCCAGCAGGAGGGGCUGCGGGCGCUUUUCCACCAGCUGGACAUCGAUGACCUGCAGAGCAUCCGAGCGCUCCGGGACUUCCUGAAGGACAAGUAUGGAGGGCUCAACGUGCUGGUGAACAACGCUGGCAUCGCUUUCAAAGGUGGGAGGUGCUCUGCUGGGUUAGUCCUGUGCUCUGUGGGUGCAUCCAGCACUUCUGUGCCGGUGCCAUGCUGUGGUUUUGCUUGGGCAAACUUCCCAUCUAAAAUAUGAUGUGUGCCAGGGAGGGGCAUG